AUGUCAAGUAGAAGCCAAAUGACAACCAAAUUUCUGCCAUGGGUCCAAAGGACCCAGAACAACACGUUAGGCUACACAGUCUUAGUCGUGGGAUCAUUUUGUUUUACCAGCCUUUUAACUUCAUUGUUCACUCACGUUAGACAUAAACGGCUAAAGUACAGAGAAUGGCUACCAUACGAUUAUUCAUCUAAUAUAUUAAUAUAUGGUCUUACAUACAUUCAACAAAUGUUAGGUGGAUAUUAUUGUGUUAUUGUAAAUGUUGCAAUAGAUACUCUCAUGUGCGGAUUUUUAAUGCAUAUAUGUUGUCAAAUUGAGAUCUUGGAAAAUCGCUUGAAGAAAAUUUUGAGCAAACAAAUUACUCUGGGUUACUGCAUACGUCAUCAUAAUCAAAUUUUCGAAUUCGCAGAGACAGUAAAUGUAAAAUUUACGAAAAUAAUCGGAUUUCAGUUUUUAUCAAGUACGAUGAUAAUGUGUUCAAAUUUGUAUCAAGUGGCUAAAGCAACUUUGAAUUCGGAUCAUAUUUCAUUAAUUAUGUUCACAUGUUGUAUGUUAACAGAGAUAUUCAUUUAUUGUUGGUUUGGAAACCAAGUUAAAUUAAAGAGUCUACAAUUGACAGACAGUAUUUUUCAAAUGAAUUGGCCAAUCUUGGAUAAUAAUGUCAAAAAAAGUUUAUUGUUAAUUAUGAAACGUGCAAUGACACCCAUUGAAAUUUCUACAGUAUAUAUUUUAACGAUGAAUUUGGAUUCUUUCGUAAUGGUCGGUAUAAAAUUUGUGGGAAAUAUUUUCAAAAAGUCAGCACCUUUAAAAACCAAUGAUCUUGACUUAUUUAUCAAGGUAAUGAUUUUGAAUAACCUUCAACAGGUUUCAGCUGCCACUCGUUAA
Cyphomyrmex costatus is the source of this 882-nucleotide messenger RNA. Its product is annotated as odorant receptor 46a-like. The transcript has 4 exons. Lineage: Eukaryota; Metazoa; Arthropoda; Insecta; Hymenoptera; Formicidae. Bases 1 to 882 code for a protein of 293 amino acids. Gene Ontology annotation, biological process: sensory perception of smell; detection of chemical stimulus involved in sensory perception of smell. The record is from RefSeq and is a predicted model, not a curated record. Gene Ontology annotation, cellular component: plasma membrane. Gene Ontology annotation, molecular function: odorant binding; olfactory receptor activity.